This is a messenger RNA of Komagataella phaffii GS115, 678 nucleotides long. Its product is annotated as vacuolar sorting protein. Gene Ontology annotation, biological process: endosome transport via multivesicular body sorting pathway; late endosome to vacuole transport; protein transport. Gene Ontology annotation, cellular component: ESCRT III complex; multivesicular body. The transcript is spliced from 2 exons. The record is from RefSeq and is a predicted model, not a curated record. NCBI's taxonomy places the organism in Eukaryota, Fungi, Ascomycota, Pichiomycetes, Pichiales, Pichiaceae. Bases 1 to 678 code for a protein of 225 amino acids.
AUGGACUACGUAAAGAAAGCGAUAUGGGGUCCAGACCCCAAGGAGCAGGUACGGAAGUGCCAGCAGCUGGUAAGAAAGAAUAAACGUCAGUUGGACAGAUAUAUCAAUGACUUGAGGAUGGUGCAGAAGAAAACCCAGUCGAUGAUUAAAAAGGCCGCUAAAUCUGGAGACAAAAAUGCCGUUAGACUGUAUGCCAGAGAGUUGGUUAACAUUAAUAAACAGAGUGAUAGGUUACACGUUAAUAGAGCCACGAUAGAUAGUAUUGGAAUGAAGCUGCAGGAACAACAACAAAUGCUCAAAAUCCAAGGAAGUUUAUCCAAAAGUACCGAAAUUAUGAGGGAGGUGAACUCUUUGGUAAGCUUGCCACAGCUGAGAAACUCUGCUCAAGAGUUAGAAAGAGAACUGAUGAAGAGUGGUAUCAUAAACGAAAUGGUGGAUGACCUGGUGGAUGAAGUCGAUGAGGACGAGGAACUCAUGGAAGAGGAAGAAGUGCAGGCGAUCAAUGAGAUUAUCGAGCAGUACACUAGUGAUGCUGUCGGUAAGCUACCAGAGACUGGUGGAACUCCAAUCGAAGUUGCGUCCCCCAAAGUUCCUGAGAAGGAGGAAGAGGAAGUCUCAGAAGAUAACGAGGAGGUGCUCAAUGCUAUGAGGGAAAGACUGAAAGCUUUACAGGAUUAG